This is a messenger RNA of Periophthalmus magnuspinnatus, 2073 nucleotides long. It is a transcript of the gene bco2b, whose product is annotated as beta-carotene oxygenase 2b. Gene Ontology annotation, molecular function: carotenoid dioxygenase activity; beta-carotene 15,15'-dioxygenase activity. The record is from RefSeq and is a predicted model, not a curated record. Gene Ontology annotation, biological process: carotene catabolic process; retinal metabolic process. Lineage: Eukaryota; Metazoa; Chordata; Actinopteri; Gobiiformes; Gobiidae. The transcript is spliced from 12 exons. Gene Ontology annotation, cellular component: mitochondrion. Bases 3 to 1676 code for a protein of 557 amino acids.
AAAUGGAGACAACAGCACAGGAAAAGAAGCAUGCAGGGCAUAAGAAGUCAAAGCACACAGAGCAGGUGGACCAGCACUUUACUGAUGUGCACGGUCUGCCUUGCAUUGAGAAGAUUGUGCGCUCAGUUGAGGAAACUCCUGAGCCAAUUACAACCAAUAUCAUCGGCAAAAUCCCAGAGUGGAUCAACGGGAACUUCCUCAGAAAUGGACCUGGAAAGUUUGAGAUUGGGAACCAAAAGUUUAAUCACUGGUUUGAUGGCAUGGCUCUACUACAUCAGUUCAAAAUUGCAAAUGGUGAAGUGACCUACAAAAGCAGAUUCCUGUCUAGCAGCAGCUACCAGGCCAACAAUGAAACCAACCGUAUUGCAGUAUCUGAAUUUGGAACUCUGACUAUGCCGGACCCCUGUAAAAACUUCUUCCAGCGCUUCCUGUCUCGAUUUGAGCUUCCAAAGCCAACGGACAAUGGUAAUGUGAGCUUUGUGACAUAUAAAGGGGAUUAUUAUGUAAGCACUGAAACCAACUUUAUGCACAAGGUCGACCCAGAGACACUAGAGACGAUCCAAAAGGUGGAUUGGAGCAAAUUCAUAGCUGUAAAUGGAGCCACUGCGCACCCUCACACAGAGCCUGAUGGCACCACUUACAACAUGGGGAACUCCUACUCCCCUAAAGGGUCACAUUACAACAUCAUCCGAGUCCCUCCAACCAAGACAAGUGAAGAGGAAACUCUAGAGGGCGCCACAGUCCUCUGCUCUAUCCCCUCAAAGGACAAAAGCAAACCCUCGUACUACCACAGCUUUGCAAUGUCCGAGAACUAUGUGGUGUUCAUUGAGCAGCCGAUUAAAAUGGACCUGAUGAAGAUCGUGACAGGGAAGCUGACAGGAAACAGCAUCAGUGACAGCAUUUAUUGGGACCCAAAGCUCAACACCAUCUUUCAUGUUAUCAACAAACAGACUGGAAAAGUGAGCUCUGUCAAAUACUUGGCAAAGCCAUUAUCUACAUUUCAUCAAAUCAACGCUUAUGAAGAAGGUGGCCUUUUAAUCCUGGACAUGUGUGUGUCUGACGAUGGCAAAGCAAUCAAUAACUACAAUGUGCAAAACCUCCGCAAAAGUGGAGAGGCUCUUGACGAGGUGUACAACACACUUUGCAGAGUCUUCCCAAGGAGAUUUGUUUUACCUCUCAAUAUAGAAAAUGACACUCCAUAUGACCAGAAUUUGAACAACCUUCCCGGCAGCACUGCAACUUGCAUUAGGACUUCAAAACACAAGGUGUUUUGUACUCACGAGGACUUGCACGGGGAGGAGCUGCAUCAGUACGGAGGCCUGGAGUUCCCUCAGAUCAACUAUGGCCAGUACAACACCCACCCGUACCGCUACUUCUACGGCUGUGGCUUCAGGCACCUAGUGGGCGACACCCUGAUCAAGAUGGAUCUGCAAGGGAAGCACAUGAAGGUGUGGGAGGAGCCAGGUCUGUACCCAUCUGAGCCCAUCUUUGUCCCUUCACCUAAUCCUACAGCAGAGGAUGAUGGGGUCGUUCUAUCUGUGGUGAUUACUCCAAAUGAGGACAAGAGCACGUUUCUUCUGGUCUUAGACGCUCAGACAUUCAAUGAAGUGGGUAGAGCUGAGGUGCCAGUCAAUAUUCCCUAUGGUUUUCACGGGGCAUUUAACAACAAAGCAUAAUUGUUCACAAAUUUAAAUCUUUUCAGACCUUUUAAUUGAUGUGCAGUUUUAUGCAUUAUGUAUUUCUUAUUGACAUUCUGUUUUUAUUCUUUGUGUGUAUGGUUUUGUUGUAAUGUAUUGUUGUAAAUAUGUUGGUAUUUCUUAUUUAACUGAAGACAGAGGAAUGUGUAAACUCCUUAAAGCACCAACCUUACAGACAAUGAUUAAGCUGAGGUAAAUAUCUGGUUCAUUUUAAGUUCAGCUGAUUGUAUGAUAUGGCAGUUGAUAAUCAAUUGAACCGAUUAGGGAAAAAGACUGACAAGAACAUAGAUUGUACAUAAUAAAAGUGUGUUUAUGGCCAAAUCAGUGUACUACUUCAUCAGUAUUGUCUCAAUAAAGUUAGUGUUAAUGUAAAUGC